This is a messenger RNA of Cavia porcellus (domestic guinea pig), 11739 nucleotides long. It is a transcript of the gene Ptpn4, whose product is annotated as protein tyrosine phosphatase non-receptor type 4. Gene Ontology annotation, cellular component: cytoskeleton; cytoplasmic side of plasma membrane; cytoplasm. Gene Ontology annotation, molecular function: protein tyrosine phosphatase activity; cytoskeletal protein binding. The coding region runs from base 704 to 3505 and encodes 933 amino acids. The transcript is spliced from 27 exons. Gene Ontology annotation, biological process: protein dephosphorylation. Lineage: Eukaryota; Metazoa; Chordata; Mammalia; Rodentia; Caviidae. The record is from RefSeq and is a predicted model, not a curated record.
CUAGCAGGGGGAAGGGGCGUGACCUCACCUCUCGCGAGACCGCCUCCUGUUGCUGCCGCCGCCGCUCCAGGCCGCUGACUGGCUGCGCCUGCGCAGCCACCAUGUUCGGUUGCUAUGCUGCGGCCUAGGAGACGGGGUGUACUUGAGGGAGGAGGAGGAGACGGAGGAGGAGGAGGAGGAGGAGGAAGAAGAGGAGGAGAAGGAGGCGGGGGGUGACUGAGCGUCUCUUGCACUCACACACGGACGCUGCCAGGAUUGCCAACACGCUCACGUCGCGCUGCGCCCCUUUCCGCUCCUCGCGACCCCCUACAUUGUUCUCCCGGACUCUAGGGUCCUCAGAAAUUGGGCCGGAGAAAUUUGGCUUUGGCUGAGGGGUCGCAGGUUUGGGGCCAAGCCCCCACUCCGAGCUCCCCUCCCCCACGGCACUUUGGGGGUGUGGAUUAGCUCAUUCCGGCCGGGAGGUGGGAGCGGGCUCCGGCUGCCCGCCUCCCGGCGCGCUGGCCCGCCGCAGCCCCGCAAUAUGAGGUGGUGCUGGCGGCUCGGGCCCGUGGCGCGGCCGCUGCGACGGCUGCUCGGGGGGUGCUGAGGGAGCCCCCCCGGAGUGGCGCGACGGACGUGCUUCUUCCUGGCGCUCCCGGGCCUCCAAGCUUAUUCUCCAGCCGAGAGGACGGGGCUGUGAUACGUAGAUUUUGUGUGGACAGUAAUGACCUCACGUUUCCGAUUGCCUGCUGGCAGAACCUACAAUGUACGAGCAUCAGAAUUGGCCAGAGACAGACAGCAUACAGAGGUGGUUUGCAACAUUCUUCUUCUGGAUAACACUGUCCAAGCUUUCAAAGUUAAUAAACAUGAUCAGGGGCAAAUUCUGUUGGAUAUAGUCUUCAAGCAUCUUGAUUUGACUGAGCGAGACUAUUUUGGUUUGCAGUUGGCUGAUGAUUCCACAGACAACCCAAGGUGGCUGGAUCCAAACAAACCAAUAAGGAAGCAGCUGAAGAAGUUGCUUUUAUUAAUUCUAGGAGGAUCUCCUUACAGUUUGAACUUUAGAGUCAAAUUUUUUGUAAGUGACCCCAACAAGUUACAAGAAGAAUAUACAAGGUACCAAUAUUUUUUGCAAAUAAAACAAGACAUUCUUACUGGAAGAUUGCCCUGUCCAUAUAAUACUGCUGCCCUUUUAGCUUCAUUUGCUGUUCAGUCUGAACUUGGAGACUACAAUCAGUCUGAAAACUUGCCAGGCUACCUCUCAGAUUAUUCUUUCAUUCCUAAUCAACCUCAAGAUUUUGAAAAAGAAAUUGUAAAAUUACACCAACAGCAUACAGGCUUAUCUCCUGCAGAAGCAGAAUUUAAUUACCUAAACACAGCACGUACCUUAGAAUUCUAUGGAGUUGAAUUCCACUAUGCAAGAGAUCAAAGUAACAAUGAAAUUACAAUUGGAGUGAUGUCAGGAGGAAUUCUGAUUUAUAACAACAGGCUACGAAUGAAUACCUUCCCAUGGUUGAAGAUUAUAAAAAUUUCUUUUAAGUGCAAACAGUUUUUUAUUCAACUUAGAAAAGAAUUGCAUGAAUCUAGGGAAACAUUGUUGGGAUUUAAUAUGGUGAAUUACAGAGCAUGUAAAAAUUUGUGGAAAGCGUGUGUAGAACAUCAUACAUUCUUCCGUUUGGACAGACCACUUCCACCUCAAAAGAAUUUUUUUGCACAUUAUUUUACAUUAGGUUCAAAAUUCCGGUACUGUGGGAGAACUGAAGUCCAAUCAGUUCAGUAUGGCAAAGAAAAGGCAAAUAAAGACAGGAUAUUUGCAAGAUCCCCCAGUAAGCCAUUGGCACGGAAAUUAAUGGAUUGGGAAGUAGUAAGUAGAAAUUCAAUAUCUGAUGACAGGUUAGAAACACAAAGCCUUCCAUCAAGGUCUCCACCUGGAACUCCUAAUCAUCGAAAUUCUACAUUCACACAAGAGGGAACCCGGUUACGACCAUGUUCCGUUGGUCAUCUGGUAGACCACGUAGUUCACACUUCCCCAAGUGAAGUUUUUGUGAGUCAGAGAUCUCCAUCAUCAACACAAGCUAAUAGCAUCGUUUUGGAAUCAUCACCAUCACAAGAGACCCCUGAAGAUGGCCAGCCUCCGGCUUUACCACCCAAACAAUCUAAGAAAAACAGUUGGAACCAAAUUCAUUAUUCACAGUCUGAACAAGAUCUAGAAAAUCAUACUAAUGAAACAUUUGAUGUUCCCUCUUCCCCUGAAAAGUCUACCCCUAAUGGUGGUAUUCCACAAGAUAAUCUUGUUCUAAUCAGAAUGAAACCUGAUGAAAAUGGAAGAUUUGGAUUCAAUGUAAAGGGAGGAUAUGAUCAGAAGAUGCCUGUAAUUGUGUCCCGAGUAGCACCAGGAACACCUGCUGACCUCUGUGUCCCUCGAUUGAAUGAAGGGGACCAAGUUGUACUGAUCAAUGGUUGGGACAUUGCAGAACAUACCCAUGAUCAGGUUGUCCUUUUUAUCAAAGCUAGCUGUGAGAGACAUUCUGGGGAACUUGUGCUUCUAGUCCGACCUAAUGCUGUAUAUGAUGUAGUAGAAGAAAAGCUAGAAAAUGAGCCAGAUUUCCAGUACAUUCCUGAGAAAGCCCCACUAGAUAGUGUCCAUCAAGAUGAUCAUUCCUUGCGGGAAUCGAUGACCCAGCUAGCUGAGGGGCUUAUUACUGGAACAGUUCUGGCCCAGUUUGAUCAACUAUAUCGGAAAAAACCUGGAAUGACGAUGUCUUGUGCCAAAUUACCUCAGAAUAUUUCCAAAAAUAGAUACAGAGAUAUUUCGCCUUAUGAUGCUACACGGGUCAUUUUAAAAGGUAAUGAAGACUACAUCAAUGCAAACUAUAUAAAUAUGGAAAUUCCUUCUUCAAGUAUUAUUAAUCAGUACAUUGCUUGUCAAGGGCCAUUACCACACACUUGCACGGAUUUUUGGCAAAUGACUUGGGAACAAGGCUCCUCCAUGGUUGUAAUGUUGACCACACAAGUUGAACGUGGCAGAGUUAAAUGUCACCAGUACUGGCCAGAACCCACAGGAAGUUCAUCCUAUGGCUGUUACCAAGUCACUUGCCACUCUGAAGAAGGAAACUCUGCCUACAUCUUCAGGAAGAUGACGCUAUUUAACCAAGAGAAAAAUGAAAGUCGUCAACUCACUCAGAUCCAGUACAUAGCUUGGCCUGACCAUGGUGUCCCUGAUGAUUCAAGUGAUUUUUUGGACUUUGUUUGUCAUGUACGAAAUAAGAGGGCCGGAAAAGAAGAACCUGUUGUUGUUCAUUGCAGUGCUGGAAUUGGAAGAACUGGUGUUCUUAUUACAAUGGAAACAGCCAUGUGUCUCAUUGAAUGCAAUCAGCCAGUUUAUCCACUAGACAUUGUAAGAACUAUGAGAGAUCAACGAGCCAUGAUGAUCCAAACACCUAGUCAAUACAGAUUUGUAUGUGAAGCUAUUUUGAAAGUUUAUGAAGAAGGCUUUGUUAAACCCUUAACACCAUCAUCAAAUAAAUAAGAAAACAAAAGUUCUGGAAUAUGUGUUGGAAAACUGCUUUUCAUUAUAUUCACUGUGCCAUGACACUGCUCACAGGAAGUGGCAUCUCAUUAAAAAAAAAAAAAAAAUGAAGAACUCACAAAAACUUUGAAAACUUCAGCACUGUUGCACUUUAUGUUAAAAAUGUCAUUCUUUCAAAAUUUAUAAUUCAUCUGUUUGAAGACUUAUUUCAUGCUUUGCUCCGAACAAAUAGUGAAUAACUGAGUAUGUUCAGGGUAAUUUAUGAAAUUUUGUGGUGGUGCCAUGCAGUUCCCUUCUGGUAAAAUUGCUACAAACAAGGCUCAGAAUUCUCAUCUCUGGUGUACACCUGUGUCUUGAAAGCAAAAAGAAGUAAACAUCGCCAGUCAGCUCUGGUCUUUUUCGGUGUUUUAUGUACUUUACUGAUUAUCAGAUUUUAUUUUUUAAAAUGUUAGCAAUAUCAUUCUCAAUAUUAGCCAAUACACUGCCUACGGAUGCAGCACAUCUUCCCCUAUACCCCCACCUUUGUAGAGACCUGCUGUUCAAAAGAAGAAAGGUGGAAUUCGUUAUUCCCAGGAAAUGCUGCACAUUGUCCAUUUACCAGCAUCUUAUAGAAAGCAUAAAUAGGAAUCUACAAAUUUUCUUGGAUUCAAUAAUAUAACUUAUAUUUAUCUUAAGGUUGGCUUAUUCCACAUCAUGUGAUUUCACAUACUUGAUGUAAAGGAAUGCAUGCAUUGUGUCUUAACCCCUUAAGUGCCUUGAGCUCACAUUAUCUAAUGAAAAGGCACUCAUUUGACCCCAAUAGGAGGUGUGUAUGUAUAUUGUACAUUCUGGCAUUUUUAUGCAUUUUAAGUAAGUUCACUUUUUUUAAAAAAAAGCUUCUUAAUAUUGAGAGUUAGGCAGUGAAAGAAGGGUAAAGAAAUUUCAUUUCUUACUAAAUACUUAUAUUUUGCCAUAAGAAGCAAAGUUAAAUUGUAUUCUACUGAGUGCAUGCCCUGCUGCUAUGGAAUUAUUAAAAAAUCUACACAUUCCUUAUUGAGGGACAAGGAUUACAGUUUAGCAGCUCAACUUAUUCUUCAACUCUCAUAUUUAUUUUAUCCCUGAAUUUAGAAAUGGUGUCUAAUAUCUAUGUAAAAGAUACACAUAUUGAUAUUCUAAGCUAAAGUUAGAGGACAAUUAAGUAGUUGUGAUUUAUUCCUAUAUAAAAUAUUUUUCUUUAGCACUAAUUUCAGUCAAUGCCAAGUUUUCUCUGCACUGGUCUUUCAUUGGAUUUCCUCAAACACUUAAAUAUUAUUGAUUGAUUUCUAAAUCAAAUCAGUAAUUAAAAUGAGGGUUUCUCAUUAUUUUGUAUACAUUUAAAUUAGCUUAUCUAUAUUUUUUAAGUUAUAAGCGUGUUGGUAAAGAGACUUUUGAUUGUCUAGCUUGUUUGAGGAUCUGAUUUCCAUCAAAGAUGUGUAUAUUUUUGACAGAUUUUUCUGUUUUUAAGUCCAGUGAGAUAAAACUUUAAACUGCUCGGUUUAAUAUAAGUGAACAUUUACUCACCUACUCAAUCAUUAUUUUACAUAAUUAUUGGAUUUUUGUUUUGGAUUUUGUUGUUGAUUUGGUUUGGUUUGGUUUGGUUUGGGUUUUUUGAGACAGGGUAGUCUCCCUAUGUAGUUCAGGCUGGUCUUGAACUUGUGGCAGUCGUCCUGGUCUUGAACUUGUGGCAGCCUCCAACUGCUGGGAUUAUAGGCAUGCCAUAACUGUGUUCUUAUAUAAUUGUUUUAUAUGGGUAUAGUUAAAAUUGAUUAAUUUCUAGUGGUAUCUGAAUAUUUCCAUACCAUAUAGUUUAUAGAGUCCAAUGGUAAGUAUUUUAGAAUGCUUUUUAGUAUGAGAGGAAAAAAUGUACAUUUAAAAUCCUCAGUAAAACCUUUUAUAAAGUCCAUAAUAAUAAAUUCUAGAAAAUUAAGCUCCUAACAUUAAUAGCCAAGAUACCAAAUAAAUUGUCAUAUUAAAAUAUUUUCUUUUUUAAAAGAAAGAAGUAAACUUAACCUUUAUGUUAAAGAGAAAUUCUCUUACAUAUUUCCUGAUUUCACACUCAAGACUAUAAAAUAGUUAAUAAGUAUAGUCUUACUUUAACAUUCCAUUCUCUUCCAACAGAUAAUGUGUAAUUUAGGCUGUGUGACAUUAUGAUAAGUUGAAAACUGAGAAAGAAAAAUCAUGUUCAGGGUCUGAAUAUUAAAUUACGGUUUUGGCAUUUGGUUUUCCCUGAAUUAAAAAAAUAAAAUCUGGAGCUGGGGAUUUAGCUCAGUGGCAUAAGCACCUGCCUUGCAAGUGUGCGAUCGUGAGUUCGAUCCCUGGUACAAAUAAAAAUGAAAAAGACAAAAAAAACCCACCUUAAAAAAAAAUAAAAUCUGUCAGUUUUAACUGUACGUGCAGAAUAUGACACCAUAAGUAAAAAGAUACCUGGCCAGGUGUAGUGGCAGCAUGCCUGUAAUUCCAGCACUUAAGAGGCUGAGGCAGGAGGAUUCCUGUAGAUUUGAGGCCAAUUGGGGCUACAGAGUGAGCUCAAGGCCAGCCUGAACUACACAGCAAGACCAAAAAAAGAAAGAAAGAAAGAAGGAAAAAAUUAAAAGGUACCAGUUGUGUAAAUAUAAACGAACUACUGUUUUUAAUUUAGGGUUUUGUUUACACUUAUGCAGUUGACUGUAAUUGUUGGCAAUGAGUGCUGCUGCCUUUUUAAUCAUUAAUGUCUAUCUUUAAAUGACAAUGUAUUUGAAAUGUGGAAUUAUAUUCAAAUUUCUCAUAUAUGAAUUUUUAAUCUGGGAAGUACCCUCUAUCAGUAUUUUCAUGUAUAGAUAAAAGAUUCUUUUAUAAAGGCAUAUUUAUUGAAAUCUCACUUAAAAUGAUUUAUCCUUUACAUCUUCUUAAAAUGAAUAUUCUGAUUAAGCUGCUGUUUACCAAACAGAAAAAAUUUUAUCCAUUAAGCAAGGAUUUUUAACUUGUUUAUUAAUCUAAAGAGGUUUCUAAAAAUAAUGGUAGCUUUCAUACAUCAAGUACUAGACUCCAUCCACAAUGUAAGACAUGAUACAAUGCCAAAUUUCCUAUGUAAGCUGUUCCCCCAACUCCUCUAGCCACAGCUGCCCCCACGCAUCUGUGUUCUCAGAAUGGAAAUCAUGAAUUGGGGCUUUUGUAAAUGCUCAGAAGUGUUAGUGAAAAACUACUUCCCUCUCUGAUUUAGGGUGGUUUUUCUAUGUUCAUUUCAAACCUUUUAUUAAGUAUUUGGUUUGUUGUCAGCACUGUGUACAUAGGAUGAGGAAUAUUUUGGAAUUGGAUUCACAUUCUCAAGAACUAGUUAUUUAUAUAUAUAUAUAUAUAUAUUUUUUUUUUUUUGGUCUUUUUCAUUUUUAUCGGUACCAGGGAUCGAACUCACAACUGCCUGCUUGCAAGGCAGGUGCUUAUGCCACUGAGCUAAAUCCCCAGCCCCAAGAACUAGUUAUAUUUGUUAAACUAGUACAUCCAUUUCAAAUCGAAGCAGAGUAACAGCCUAAGAAAUUUUCCUUUAUAUAGCCUGCUAGGACAAGUAAGAAGGUAAAAGUUUUCUAACUAUUAGUCUAGUUCUCUUUAUUAUACAAGAACUUCAGUAAAUUGUAAGCUAUGUGAAUAUCAGAUUCUUACAAAUUAAGUUUUUGAACUUGAGAAGUUGCUCAGGCAGUGUUUUCAUUUUAUGACAAUCUUAAGAGAUGUCACGUAAGUUAGAAAAUAAGUAGGCCUCCAAAAUGUUUAAUUUGGUUUGCUAUUUAUGCUUCCCUAACAGAGGACAUAAGCUUUUAUUAAGUAUUUAGGCUGAUACAUGUGCUGUGGGAAAACACUCUGAACUGUAAGUGAAGACUUAAUUUUUAAAAGCACUUAAAACAUAGAACUAAGAUUUAGAACAUAUAUCCUCUUAUAAUGAAAUAAUUUAUGCUCAUAAUGUGAACAUGUAAUAGAAUUAAAGCAUUACUUAUUUUAUAAUAUUACCAGGAACGGAGAGGAAACACGAAUUUAUAACAAUGUGCUAUUUAAUGUCUAUUUUGAAUAUUUUAAAUAUUCUGAUGGUAAGUUUGCCAAAGUAGUUUGAAUUUGUAAAAAUUAUUUAUACCACAAUAAUGUGGAAUGUGUUUACAGAUUCUUUAUUUUGUAGCAGUUAUUUUAUAGUUCAGGUUAAUUUAAAUUUAAGUCUUAUAGUAAAUACAUUAUGGUAUAUAUUUGUUGAGAUAAACACCUCAGUAACAUGAUAAGACAUACAUACGUGAUGCCACAGCCUGCUUUUCUAUAAGCUGCCACAUCAAUAAAGUAAAUACUUUGUUUUAAUACUGAUUACUUCCCACAUUUGUUUCAGCUUGCCACAAUUCCUGGACCUAUUUGUGGCUUCCUCCAAGUGAAAUAGCUGUUAUUUUAAUGCAUACAAUUAAUAUAACGUGCUGGAAUUAGUCAUCUGUUGACGGGUAUUUAUUGGUGUCACAAUGUGAUCACUAUACAAAUUGUUAGCAACUACUUUAUGAAAUAGAGAAUUGUGUAGAUUCAAAGGAAUUUAUAUAAUCCUAAAAUAUUUUUGAGAGCUAAUUGCUAAUAGAUAAUUUCAUCAGUUUUAACAGCCCAAGAAAUUAAUCACUAAAUUGUAUGCUUUGGGUUCUUCAUCAUAUUUAAAAGUAUUAUCAACAUAAGUUUUAUUUAUAGAGACUUCAUUUAUUCUCAAUAGCAACUAUAAUGUCUUUUAAUGUUAUUAGAAAAAAAACAGCAACCCCUGUUAUUACCAAAAAUUAGGCACAUUAUUUUCAGAGUUUUGGUAAAUUUGUUUUAGGUAAAUACCAAAAGGUUAUUUAUGUUUCCAUGUAUACCUUUGCUGCUAUAUUAUUUGUAUGUUUUUCUACUGCAGUAUACUGUUCGUUCUGAAGUUUUUUGGUCAUUCAAGCUAAGUGGGCAGCUAGAAAUACAUGUGCUGGAGUAGAGUCCAGCAGCACUGGUUAGACAUGAUUCAAUGCAUAUAAGUAUCUGCUCCUUAAUGAAAGUUAUUAGCAGUAUUGUGAAUUAAAUACUGCAGUUUUAAGGAACAGUUCAAAGAUUUAACUUCUUGAAACCUUUUAAAAUUUGCAGUAUAAGAAUGAAAAUGUUUGAAAGCCUUGUUAAGUUCAUAAAAGUUUCAGUUGAACACUGUGGAGUUUUCCUAUCUAUUAUUCUGUAAAUGAUAAAGUAUUUUUCUAUGGACAAAAGGUUGAAACUGUCAACUUCUUUAAUUUCACUGUUUAAAGGGAUAAAAUGAUAUUUGUAUGUUUUUCAUGCUGUAAAGAAAAUGAAUGUAUCUUCUAAAUGUUAGAAUUAUGACUUGAUUUUAAAGAUACUCUUACUGAUUGAAAAAAGUCUACAAAGCAUGGAAAAAAUUUAUUACAUGGUAUUCAAAAUGCAAUUUUAGAAAAGUAAUGUUCAUAUAAACAAAAUCUUACUGAAGUAUUCAUUUCAAGUAUAAUGUACAUUCUUUUUCAUAUUGUUUUGCUUUGGCUCAAGAUUAGAAGUUUUCCAGAAAAUGUGCACAUACUGUUUUUAACUGUAAAAUAUUUGAAUUCUAGACUUCUAAGAUGUAGAAGAGUGUUGAGGGUAAACAUGCUGCUGUUAUGUAUCUACUAUGGAGGAAAGUUCCCAAGCUUUGCCACUGUGGCAGCAUUGUUGUAAGAAUCUGAUUUUGCUGAAACCAGAAAACUGUGCUUAAGAUUCACUACAGUAAUGUAUGCAGAAGCCCUUGACCUGAUAAAUGAUUUUGCUGUUUUAUUACCAUGUCAUAGACAUAAGACCACUGGGCCCAACCCAGACUUGUAGCAGCUGUUUGUUUUUUUUUUUUUUUAUGUUUAAGAAUUUAUUAAUUCAACAACAACAAGAUCCCUUCAUUUUAAACUAACCUCUAAGGCAUGAUAGAAUUGUUUAAUAGUUCUUUUAAAAGGUAGUAGUAUUUAGUAAAUCAUUCAACUUUAUUCAAUUUGAAGUUCAUUAUGUAGUCUCCUACAUCCAACCCUCCCAAGUUUUUCAGUAUCACUAAUUUAACUCUUAAAUGAAAUAAAUACCAUGAACAACUGAACAGUAUCUUUAACUUUUGCUACAAUUAAUAAAUGUGAUGCCAGAUUUCCUUCAACCGUUGAAAUCUGCAAAAUUUAAGCAUACAAUUAUUACUAGGAAGCCAAUAAGAAGGAGAUAGCCCUGCUCGUAAGCCCAAACAGUUGAUUUGUAGUUUGUUCUUGCCCACUGUAGCAAAAAUUGGGCCUGUUUUAAAUUUUUUAUUAAAUGAAUCAUUUUGGUUUCUACUCUCAAGUUUUAGUAUUCCAGUUACUUUCCAGGACAAGAAAAUUUCAAGCCUGUUUAGUGAUUCCUUGGUACCCAUCUUUUUCCAUCCUUCAGUGAGUUGGCAAGAUGAUCUGAUUCUUUAAUUCUGUAACAUAGCUCUCUCAGUGCUAAAACUGAUUUCUUAAAUUUCAAAUAGUGGCACUUUAUUUCUUGCUCACUACUGACUUAAUUUAUACAUUUAAAAAUACGAGUUUUGUAAAUACAAAACAAAUUUCAUUGAUUAGUAUUAGAGCUCACUAGAUUGGACCCAAGAGUAAAUGCUUUUCAAAGAUCUCUUCAUAGCUUAUUUGAUAAUUAACAGGUAACUUGUAUGAUUUUAGCUUUGCCACCUUUCUGUAACUUACACAGUACAAUAAAGGCUACCCAGUUGAACGCGUUGCUGGACUCUUGAGUUGUCUCAGCUAGUUUCAACCAAGUUUGGUUUACUAUAACCAUUUCUGCUUUGCAUUUUGUGUAUGUUAAGUGAAUCCUGGAAACCUGUUUUCAUUGUAAUACCUAGGAGUUACGUAGAUACAUCAUCACAAAUAAGUUUGAGGGGACAGAAGUACUGACAGUUUAUAUAUGUAAGAAAGGGCAGGAUUUAAGAGGCUAAAACAGUUUACAUUAAGCUGUUUUCAUUUUCUGCCAGUAAACUAUACCAUAUAUCCUUUAAAAAAUAAAACUGCCCAACCCAAUGUUCUCUAGCAUCAGGACAUUACAGUUAUGAUGUAUGUUGUAAUCUUUUCAAAUCAGAAAAGCUAGUCAUUUUCUACAGUGUAGGUUUACUUUUAGGACUGAUAGUUUAUUAUGUGCUCAUAUUUUUAAACAGGAAUUUUGAAAAUAAUUAUUUCUAUGUACAGGAUAUUUUAAUUUGAAAUUAUUUUCUUGUAACAGGUGCUAUAUGUAAAUAUGAAAGGGGAAACUUGCUUAGUUAAAAGUCUAGUUUACUUUCUAAUUAAAAUAUAAUUUUACAUUUCUGUUACCAUUAGAUGUUUGUACUAAGCUAGUAGCAAGAUGGAAUUAGUCUUUUAAUUUUUUUAGACUACCUUCUCACUUCAACAAAAAAAAAUCUUUUUCAGUAUGGUUCAUUUUCUUGAUGAAGAGGCAAAAAGCUAAGAAUUAAUCUAAAAUCUGUAAGCUUGAAUUUGGUCAACACUGGAUACUUUUAAGAUUCUUACUAUGCAUUUGUCACUGCAGCUUACUGUGUGCUUGAAAGGCAUUGUGUAUUUGUCUUUAUUCCAGUGAAAAAUCAGAAUUCCUGUCAUUCAGCAAACAAGACAAACAUGUUACUUUGCAUUAAGAUUGUUUUAGUCCUAGAAGAAAGUUAUAUUAUGUGAAAUGCUAUUACACAUAUAUUAUUGGCCAUAUUUCAUUUUGAGAAAAGUAGUUGUUUGGGUACAAAUGUGAUAAAAACUAGCUGUGACUCUAACGUUCAACUGCAAAAUAAAGAUGUACUUUAGUAAUCUAAAGUGUAGGAGGUUUUCAAGAUUAUUUUAUGGGAGCUUUUUGUUAUUGGGCUUUUCUAACUUUAUAUUGAUUACUGUGUCACUUAAAAAUAUGGGGAGAAUUACAAGCAGAAAUUGAUUUCAAGAAUUACUGAUUCACAUAGUGGUUGUAUCUGAAUGCAGGAGGUGAGUAGGAAUUAAAAAACAGAAUUACAGUACUUCUGAAGAGAAUCCCUUGCAUUGUGGCCCUUGGCCACUGUUGAUCCCUUACAUCUCCCGAUUUCAGCACCUUUAUUCUAUUACCACUAAUGUAAGACCUUGUCACUCAGAAAACCUGUGUCAGUAGGCCUGUGAUCAGCCUGAUCACGUCUUCCCAAGAGGCAAUCAAUCAUACCAUUUCAUCUGAAAGAAAAUAAUCACUUAGGUAAACUAGAACAAAAAUAAAGAUUUAUGUUUAUUCUA